AUGCCACGGCCCGCCAGACAUGAUCAACUGCCCCGCUUGACGAGCCUAAUCAAUUGGGAAUGUCUCGGCCCAUUAGUAGAUGAAACCGACGCAGAACUGGCGUCGACAGUCGAAGAACGCAGCCUAUCAAUUCUCGGCACAGAUUCGUUACCAUUGCCUCGUGGCAUUCUCGAUGCCGCCAACAGGAAGCUUUUUCAAGAUGCUGACCAAACGCAAAGUUCUGUGCGACUGCUCCCGGGCCCCCUUGAUGCGGCUCUCGAGCCUUUCCCACUUCAGUACAUGGGAAGCUGCUCGGACACAGUUUUUUCUCGAGUCCCAUCCAGUGACCAGAGUAUGAGUGGCCGCUUACAGCAGUGCCAGCAUGCUUUGCAGUUGUUGGGUUUUCCUUCAGUCGACGCCUUUGCUCUUGAAUACUAUACAGCACGGUUCGAGCCCGGGUCGAGAAGAUCAGGUGUGGAACAGCGCGAAGGUCUGAGUACGCUUGAUCGUCUGGCCAUGUUGUUGCAAAAUGAGUCACCACAAGUGGGUGCUAUGGACCCGGGUGGUUUACAACGGGAUAUCGGAAAGUCUGCUCGCGAACUUUGCAUUGCAGAGCUGCGAGACUUCGACCACAAAUUAUACGAUCCCGAUAAAGCGGAACACCAAUUCAAUAUGGACGGCUGA
Messenger RNA from Penicillium concentricum, 663 nucleotides. RefSeq lists its product as uncharacterized. Bases 1 to 663 code for a protein of 220 amino acids. The record is from RefSeq and is a predicted model, not a curated record. NCBI's taxonomy places the organism in Eukaryota, Fungi, Ascomycota, Eurotiomycetes, Eurotiales, Aspergillaceae. The transcript is spliced from 2 exons.